Messenger RNA from Gekko japonicus, 764 nucleotides. Its product is annotated as very-long-chain 3-oxoacyl-CoA reductase-like. Gene Ontology annotation, molecular function: oxidoreductase activity. The annotation marks the transcript as partial. Gene Ontology annotation, cellular component: endoplasmic reticulum. The record is from RefSeq and is a predicted model, not a curated record. NCBI's taxonomy places the organism in Eukaryota, Metazoa, Chordata, Lepidosauria, Squamata, Gekkonidae. The transcript has 10 exons.
UGGUGACCGGAGCAACAUCUGGUAUCGGAAAAGCCUACGCCCAUGAGCUUGCUCGAAGAGGCCUUGAUGUGGUUCUCAUCAGCCGUUCGAUGGAGAAACUGAAGCAGGUGGCGACUGAAAUCGAGCAGCAACAUCGCCGAAGAACCAAAGUGUUCCAAACAGAUUUCACACACGGCUCAGAAAUCUAUGAGCCAAUUCGAGCCGCUUUGCAGGGUCUGGAGAUUGGCAUUCUGGUGAACAAUGUUGGUCUGGCACUGGAAGCGCCCAGAUAUUUUCUGGAUGCUGCUAAGGUUGUCAAGAGCAUAGAUAACAUAGCACACUGCAACAUGCUUUCGACUGUAAAGAUGACGCAGAUCGUCCUUCCUCAGAUGGUGGCCAGGAAGAAAGGAAUUGUCAUCAACCUGUCAUCCAUCAGUGGCUGGCGUCCAAUGCCACUUCUAUUGCUGUACUCCGCAACUAAGGCAUUUGUUGAUUACUUCUCACACGCUUUAGAAAUCGAAUACAGAUCCAAAGGCAUCAUUAUUCAGAGCGUCCUGCCCUUUUUUGUUGAAUCCAGCAUGACCGUCGACGUCGACAAAUUCCUCAAGAUACCAGCAAAGGACUUUGUGCGGCAGGCUUUGAACACGGUGGGGCUCACCAACAGAACCCGCGGCUGUCUCAGCCAUGCUAUCCAGGCCCACAGAUACUCCCAGCCUGAAAUUCUCCAUAUCCCAGUGGAAUGCGAGACAGUUAAAGCGCAAUAUUACCAAACAUCCAAAGUUUGA